Drosophila mauritiana is the source of this 2371-nucleotide messenger RNA. RefSeq names its product forkhead box protein biniou. The transcript is spliced from 4 exons. The coding region runs from base 170 to 2206 and encodes 678 amino acids. Gene Ontology annotation, biological process: animal organ morphogenesis; regulation of transcription by RNA polymerase II. Gene Ontology annotation, molecular function: DNA-binding transcription factor activity, RNA polymerase II-specific; RNA polymerase II cis-regulatory region sequence-specific DNA binding. The record is from RefSeq and is a predicted model, not a curated record. Gene Ontology annotation, cellular component: nucleus. Lineage: Eukaryota; Metazoa; Arthropoda; Insecta; Diptera; Drosophilidae.
UUGCAGUGGUUAAAGAAAAUCCCAAUCCGCCGGAAAGAAUUGCGCGUACUUUCGAUUCGAAAUAAUAGUGAAAAUUAUUUCAAGCAGAAAUAUUGAUACAAAAAAAAGAAAUAUUUUGAAAAUAUUUUUGAAACAACACACGUUGUUGAAACCGAAAAGCCCAGUGAAAAUGAUUAAAAGUGAAGAGGUCUCGGAUCGUUCGGUUAUGACCAUGGAUCAGCUGGGUGGCUACUACCACGAUCCCCGCGCCCAUCCCCCUUUCAGCCACCCACAUGCGCACACCCACACGCACACCCACCCGCACCAACAUAGCCACACUGGACAUCUAUAUAGAGCAGGGAAUCUGUUAGCCAGUGGCAAUUACCAGACAAUGGGUGGCGGAGAAUCACCCACGGAGCUGAUCGAUGAGAAACCGAACAUCGGGUAUAUGGAGCUGAAGCACUACAUGGAGGUAACGCCCACUGCCACGCCCGUUUCGUCCGCACAGCAUUAUAGCCUGAGUGCCCUGCACAGCAUGGGCACACCGCCGGCAUCCUCCAGUCCCAUACCCCCUUAUGGCGUACUGAUGACCGCCCAUUCGGCCGGAUCCGCGUCCCCGCAAUCGAAUUCGAAGACGCCCACGGAUCUGCCGCAGGAUCUGCAGUACGUUAGCUCCAGCACAUCAUCCGCCAAGGUGCAGCCGUUGCAGGUGCAGCUGCAGCCGCUGAACCAUCAGUACGCGUCCACCAUUAAGUACUGCUCCAACAACACCAUACUCAGUGCGAACGACUACCAAUUGCUGACCAGCCAGGAGCAGGCGGGGCAACAGCAGCCGCAGCAGUUGCCAUCCCAGCAGCUCCAGCACUCACCAAGCGGCGCCUACCUGCCGCGGAUCUCCACAUCGCCGUCGCAGGUGAUCAGCAAUGCGCACGGCAUGCCCGUGCUGAACUACUCCAGCUCGAGUUCCUCGCCUGCCAAGUCGCUCAACGGAUCCGAAUCCUCGCCGCCCAGUCAGAAUCAUCUGGAGAACAAGGUUUCGGGCUCAGCGGUAGUUGGUACAGGUGGUUCCAGCCAGCAGGAUGCGCCGAGCACUCCGGAUACCACCAAGAAGUCAGGUACACGGCGUCCAGAGAAACCAGCACUCAGCUAUAUCAAUAUGAUUGGACAUGCGAUCAAGGAAUCACCAACUGGAAAGCUUACGCUCUCCGAGAUUUACGCCUACUUGCAGAAGAGCUACGAAUUCUUUCGAGGACCCUACGUGGGCUGGAAGAACUCGGUGCGGCACAAUCUCAGUCUGAACGAGUGCUUCAAGAAGCUGCCGAAGGGCAUGGGCGUGGGCAAGCCGGGCAAGGGCAACUACUGGACCAUCGACGAGAACUCGGCGCAUCUCUUCGAGGACGAGGGCAGCCUGAGGCGCAGGCCGCGUGGCUAUCGCUCCAAGAUCAAGGUGAAGCCAUAUGCUGGCCAUGCCAAUGGAUACUACGCCAGCAGCUAUGGCGAUGCGGGAAUGGACAAUGGCAACUAUUACGCCUCGCCCGCCUUCGCUAGCUACGAUUAUAGUGCAGCUGGAGCCAGUGGCGUCUCGCCGGCUGGUGGUCAAGGCUUCUCCGAUCCCUGGAACGCCCAUGCCGCUCACAGUGGUUCCUCGUCGGUGGGCGUGGGUAUGGGCGUGGGCGCUCUGCCCCAGUAUACGAACAUAUCCUGCCUGGCAGCCGGCGGCAAUGGCUCGGCCACCACGCCCCCGCUGGCCCACUCCGCCCUGGGAAUGGCCCCAUCGGCAUCAUCCUCAAGUUCGCCACUGGGAACGGCGGCGACGCUUCAAAGCGAUUAUGCGCCAACCGCGAGUCUCGUGGCCGCUGGCUAUUCCUAUGCAACAAGUGCCGGCAGCCUGGACAACGGCCUACGUUCGAUUUCGCUGCAGCAGCUGCCCGGAUUGUCCAGCAUCCAGCACGCCCAGGCUCAGGCCCAGGCCCAGGCGCACCACCAUCACCAUCAGCACCAUGCGAGCCACCCCAGCCACAGUCAUCAGGGCCACGGAUCCAUGCACCAGAACCACGGCACAUCCUCCACGACGCCGCCACCAUCGCAAUCCGGUGGCAGCCAUGUGAUCGAUCAUUCGCCCAUUGAUCGCAAGCCGGUUUACCUGCCGCCCAUCAGCCCGCCCCCCAUGAUGGUGGCUCUGAAUGGGGGCGGUGGAUACUACGAGGGACUCAAGUACGCCAACUAGCCAUCCCCCACUGGGAUGGCGUGCAUCAAUAUUACCUCAAAGGACACAAUAAUCACGUUUAAUUAGGCUCUAAGUAGUGGCACAGUAAAAGUAGUUGCAUAGCGCAUAGAAGGGAAACUAUAAUAUACAUGAAUAUAUAUAAAUAUAUACAUACAAAUAGAAAUA